GAACUGGCUACAGGUUCUUCAAGCCAACCCAUCCGCGUACCCCUUGUCUCCCCCUCUUCCUUUCCGCGCCCUCGUGCCAUUUUUGUUCCAACUCCCCCUCUGCUUCCCCUGGCUCCAGCCAGGCAAUUUUCCCUUCCCGUCUCUCCAGCUUGUCUCCCUCUCUUCCUCAACCUCUUCUUUCUCAAUCGCAAGCUCUGACCCACAACCUCAUCCGCCUCGCGUUCCAGCGAUUCGUUGCUCCAUCAUCCGUCAGUCCGUCGCGGUCUCGAGCGUCUAACUAUCCCAGCGCACCGCGCAUCGCCGGGAACCAGCCAUGGCUGCUCCGUCAUCCCCGCUCCGCCCAGUCGAUCCCGUCGCACGGGGCGUCUCUUCCCUCGAGUCGUUCCACCCGAGGCGCGCGACUCUCGGAAGAGCGGGCGUGGGGACGGGUUACGCGGCGACGGCGGAAGACGAACCCGCAGCAGCCGCGGAGGAAGCGGAUGCACCCGCGCCGUCGACGGCGCCGCGACACGUCAGCCGAAACUCCCCGAGUUCCGUUGUUCUCGCUAAGCGGGGCGAUGGAGAAGCGGGAGAGGUGGCUGCAGCGCCUGUCAUGCUGACCAAUUCCCAGCGCGCGUCGCUGAUCUCCUCCGCGAAAAACGCCCGCACAGCUGCAGCAAUGUCGUCUGAGCCCCUCUCGACGCCCCCGCAAGCUUCGCUGGAAACUUCUGCUGCCAGGUCGCUGCAGCUUCCGACCAUUCGCGAAGCAUCAGAAGUAACCCUUCUUGGCGAUGAUUCGGCGGGGAAACCAGGGAGUUCACGACAAUCAGUCGUCGCGGGGAACGGAGCCGCGAACGUUGAUGGCGACGCGCUUGACUGCACCGUCUUUAUCAACGGACGAGCCGUUGAGUCGACGGGCGGGGAUGAGGAUGAGGAGACGCGCUUCGUCUUCUGUCUCGAAUCGCGGUCAAGAAACCCAUCGAGAGCAGAGCAGCAGUGGCAACCGCGUGACGUCGAAACCAAUUCUUCCAUGCUCGCACGCGCGCUUGACGCCGAUUCCGCCGCUCCAGCAAGGGAGGGCGGGGAGGCAACAGCCGACGUGGGCGACGGAGAAGGAGAGGACGACGGGGAAAACGCUGCGGGGGAGUGGGGAGCGCGGGGAGUAGAAGCGGAGGCGCAAGACUCGAGAAACGCGAGAGACGCGGGAGACGCGGGAGACGCGGGAGACGCGGGAGACGCGGGAGACGCGGGAGACGCGGGAGACGCGGGAGACGCGGGAGACGCGGGAGACGCGGGAGAUGCGGGAGUCGCGGGAGACGUGGGAGACGCGGGAGACGCGGGAGACGGGGUCGAGGAGGGGGAGUGGAUGGAUGGGACGAGUGCGGAGAGAGAGAGUGACGGAUUGGGGGAUGACGGUGGGGCUGAUGCUGACGCGGACGACGAGCGUGUUGACAUGGACACAGAAGGCGCUGACGAGGACCAACGAGAGGGCGCGGAGGAGGGGGAAGCUGAUGAGGGGGAGGCGGAGGAGGGGGAAGCGGAGGAGGGGGAAGCGGAGGAGGGGGAGGCGGAGGAGGAUUUGGAAGUUGACGAAAGGAUGGAUGAGGAGGAAAUAGAAGGGAACAGAGAGGAGGAGGGAGAGGAGAGAGACGAGGAGGAAGCAGAUGAGGAGGGAGGAGGUGGGGAGACAAGAGAUGGGGAGGAGGGAGAGGAGAGAGAGGAGGGAGAGGAAGACUUGCUCGCAAUCCCAACGGACGACAUCGCGGGGCCUAUCGGGUUGAUGGGUUCGUCCCACCCAGGGGACUCCGUUCGCCCCGUUGACCCCGUUGACUCGAUCGGGCCUGUUGACCGCGUUGACUGCGCUGACCCUAUGGACGCCAUGGGAGCGGGGUGCCUUGACGGCUUGGAGACGCGUUGCCUGGCGGAUUUCGAGGACAUGCUGCCCGAGGGAGAGGCGCUCGACAUGCUGGGCGACGACUGUCUACUGGCGCUAGACUCGGGUCUCUUCCCCGACGAUCUCGGCUCUCUCCUGCCCUAUCCCUCCGCCUACCCCUCGUGCGCCAAGCCCGCGCUCCCUGCCCCGCGCACCACUCUCCCCCGUCCGCCCUCCAUGCCGGGCAAGACGCGCCCUGCGCCUCACAGGGGCGACGCGGGCGGUUGCAGGGGCAGCGGAAAGGGCAGCAGCAGCGGCAGGGACGGGAAAGGCAUGGCUAUUGCAGUGACCCGCAGAGAUCUCAAAUGCGAGUCGGAUGGUUUUUCCGCAAGCCCUAUAUCUACCCUCGCGCCUCUGCACUCCUCCUCCUAUUACUCCACUCCCUCCCCCUCCUCCCCUCGCUCUCCGCCCUCCCGCUCCCCCUCCCCUUCCCCUCUCGACCGCCUCUUGCUUCGCCCCAUCCCUGGCAAACGGCCGAGGUCUCACCGGCCCCUCGUGCGUGGGCGAACCUGGACCGUUGAUCUGCUGAACGACCUGCUCCAUCCGACGGAGGAAACAGAUUCGCUAGAGCACGAAUACGACGAGCAACUACUGCCACACCAGGAGCAGCAGCGGCAGCAGGAGCAGCAGUGGCAGCGGGAGCAGGAGCAGGAGCAGGAGCAGGAUGAGCAGGAGCAUCAGCAGUCGCGGGUUCGAGCUUAUAACGGGUAUUUUCGCACGAACAAGCAGUACACUGCGUCCGUGCAAUCGAAGAAGAACAAGAAGGGCAAGCAGAAGGGCAAGGGGCGGCCGCCGUACACAGGGAGACCGAGGGGGAGGCCGUCGAAGGCUGCUAUCGCCGCUAGACUUGCAGCAGCCGCGGCAGCAGCAGAGGCGGAAGCAGCAGCUGUCGUUGGUGGGGCCAGUAAGGCAAAACCUGCGGCCGCCGGUGCUGCUGGUGCUGACUCGGCUGCUUCUGUUGCUGCUGCUGCUGCGGCUGCUGCUGCUGCCGCUGCUGCUGCUGGAGAAGCGCCCGCCAGGCUGCAUGCUGUGAAGCGCCACAAGGCGUCUGGUUUCUCCAGGUUGUCUGGUAACAGCCUACCACAGAACCUCACCGCCAACCCUGUCAUGCCACGUGUCCGUAAAUCAGCUGCAGAAAAUCUCCCAGGAAAAGCGGCUUCUGGAGUGGGGCUUUCUUCUUUUUGUGAGUCUGGGAGCUCAGACCCUAGCGCAAGCACUGCCUCCUUCGGGGCAGAUUUCAUGUUCGGGCAGGUGGAGUCCGUUUUCCAGCUGCCCGAAAGUGCCGUUGCGGCCAGUGGCGUUCUGAAAGCCGAAGCAGGCAGAGGGUUGGUUGCAGGGACGGCACCGCAAGGCUCGACGUCUCCGUCCCUUCCAAGCCUGUCCGGCGCUUCGUCAUUGGCUGGCGAAAGUGGUGGUUGUGGUAACACUCUGGCAGCUGGGAAAUCGCCAGCAGGGGCGAAGGGCCCUCCCUCCUCUUCUGCGUCCGCUGGUGCUGCCGCUGGUGUUGAUUCUGCUGCUGCUGCUAGUGCUGGUGACGGCAUUCUCCGUCGCUGCCUGCACUGCUCAGUCACCAAAACCCCCCAGUGGAGAGCCGGGCCCUACGGCCCCAAAACCCUCUGCAACGCGUGCGGCGUUCGCUACAAGUCCGGGCGGCUGUGUGCUGAAUACCGGCCGGCAAACUCCCCCGAAUACGUGGCGGAGAAACACUCGAAUUCGCACCGUCGGAUCGUGGAGAUGAGGCGGUCUGUGCUUGCGACGUGGCAGGGUGAGGGGGCGGGGGAGGGGGCGCGGGAAGGGGAGAGUAUGGGGGAGGGGGAGGCCGAGAAUGGGGAGGCGGGAGUGGGGGUUGGAGAGGGGGUUGUGAUGGGGGGAGGGAGUGUGGAGGGGCCGGUUCGGGGUACUGACGGGGGUUUGCUGUCUCCAUUUUUCGAGUAUAGGUGCCCGUAUAAGAAGGGAGGAGGGAGGAGGAGAAAACGGGUGGUUGAAGAGGAAGAGGAGGAAGAGGAGAGGGAGUGGGAGGAGGAGGAAGGGGAGGAGGAAGAGGAGGAGAAGGAAGAGAUGGAGGAGGAGUGGGAGGAAAGGGAGGAGGAGUGGAGGGAGGGGGGGGAGCGGGAGCGGAAGGGACCGAAGCGGCUGCACAGGCUCGGAAAGGCCCAGGGGAGGGAGCAGAGGUUCGGGGGAGGUAGGGGCGGAAGGCACAGGCUGGGGAACGGCGAGGAGCAGGUUGCGGUGCAGGGAGAGGGAGAAAGCGGAAGGGAGGCCGAAAGGCAGGAGCAGGGAGAAUGCGAUGAGAUGAGGCGUGGGAAAGGGGUGGCUGGGGGGAGGAAUGCUUGGGGAAGGGAGCGUCUGGGGAAGGUGGUAUCUGCGUCUGGGAAGGGACGGAGGCUGGCAGGUCCAGGCGAGGAGAGGAUGGCAAUUGCCACAGAGAGAGGAGGGGAGAGGGAGGGGAGUGCAAGGAGGUUGGGCAAACGGUUGGGGCGGGGAGAGGGGUCUCAGGAUGGGGAGGAAUGGAGGGAACGGAGAGAGGAGAAGGUGCCAAGGGAUGGAGGGAUGGGGAGAGGUAAGGAGGGAGAGAGGGAUACGAGGGGAGCUAAGAGGAGACGUGUGAGUGAUGGGAGCGGUGCUUGUACCAGCCAUUCUACUGACGGUCACUGCCUCCCUGGGAUAAAUAAGAGGCUGGUGGAUGUGACCAUGAAAGAGGUGACUGUAAAGGAGGUUGCGCUGUUUGCCAUGGGCAAGGGGGGGAGGCUGAGAGUGAGGAGGGAUGUGAGGAGGGGAGAGGUGGAGGGGCCUGUGGUGGUGCAAGUGGUGGCCUCCCUGCCUUCCUCCAGAGGCAAGAAGGGAGCUAAGAGGAACAAGGGUUCAGGGGUUAAGGGAGCAGGGGGCAAGGGCGCUGGGACUGGGGUGCACGGAGCGAAACAUGGCGCCUCAGGUUCCGGGUUUAAUGCGGGAGGGAGGGGAGGUGGGAAGUGUAAGGGUCAGGGUGACGUAGCUGUUAGUCUUGGAGCCGCUUCAGCUGCUCCGUCUGCCGAUGCUGCUGCUGUAUCUGCUGCUGCUGCUAGUUCUCUUGCUGAUGCUGCUGCUGCUGCCCCCACCAUAGGCGGGGUGAAAGUGAGAUUUUCACUAAGAAAGCCUGGUCACGGUGGGGGGGGCAUGAACAAGCAUGCUCGAAGGCAGGCGGAGCAGCAUGCGGCAGUGAAGCCGCAUGGCAAUGGCAAGGUGGAGCCAAGUCUAGGAGCAGGAGCACGGGCAACUGGUAGCACAGGAGGUACGGGAGCGGUGAAAGUUGAGCAGGAACAGCUGGUACCUGGGCCGGUAGAUUCGAGCGCUGGAGGGGUUGUGAGCGUCCCUGUUCUUUCCCCUGGUGCGUUGUUUUCACCUGAGCCGGCUCCUGACGCGGUGCCAGUGCCUGUGGAGCUGGCGCCUGAAGGCAGGCUUUCUUCUCCAGUCCCCAUGGCCCCUGUUGACGACGACGUAGCAGCGGCUGGUGAGAUCACUGUUCGCACUGCCCCUAUUCCCACUGCCCCUGUCAAGCCCGCUGCUGCCACUGGUGCUGCUGUUGCCGUUCCUGCUGCCGCCACCGCAGCUGCAGCAGCUGCAGGCAGGAGUGCAGAGGUCUUCCUGUACCCAGGAGCAGCUGCAUCCGAGGCAGGCCUCCUUCUGCCUGAGCCUGCUCCCCCGCUCCUCAACCCCAGCCAUGGCGAGGCGGACUGCCUGCUGCUGGUGACUGGUUCGCCUCACCACGAACCGGAAUCCAUUCUGCUCCUGCCCGAACCGAAGCCCACAUGCUUUGGGAUUGCCUUUGAGCCAACUCAGAAGCCCGCAGGCCUGGAGGCGUCUGGAGAGUGCGGGCUCCAGUCCAGCCUGCUUCUGGACUUGAAACCGCUGGUAGAGCAGGGGGAAUGGGGGCCUGGAGGGGUGGCUACAGAAACGUCCUGUGUCGAUGCUCCUGCCGCAGCGGUCUUUCCCAAGGAAGAAGGGGGAAACGGCUCCCUUUGCGUCCUUUCUGACCUGAUGCCUGGUGAAAGCGCAUCUGGUGCAGGUGCAUCUGGUGAACGUGCAUUUGGUGCAGGAGUAGGAGUAACUAGUGUGGGUGCAUCUGGUGUAGGUGUGUCUGUACCCAGGCCACUGCUCGCACCUGCACCGUCCAUGCAGGAGCUGAUUCAGCAGGCGCGGCAGCAGCUGGCAUGCAGCAGGGAGAGCAGUGAAGCCAGGGCAGAGCCGCUGCCAUCACCUGGUGGAGGGUAUGCUGGUGCCUGCGGCCCUGCUCCUGCAUUUUCUCCCGUUGACCUUGCACCUGCUGAUCCUGCUGCUGCUGCUGCUGCUGCUGCUGUUCCUGCUGCUAUGGGAGAAGCCUUGCUGGCACCCGUGGCUGCUGCAUCGCAUGUGCCAGCUGCACAUGUGGUUGAGGUGGUGGAUGGAGGGAAGCUGAUUGGAGGUGCUUCUAAGGGAGACGCUCCUGCCCUCAGUCGCUCCCCUUCGAUGCUGUCUCCCUCUGCUACCGGUGCUGCUGCCGCUGCUGCCGCCGCUCCUUCGGUGCAGUCUAACCGUGGGGGAGGGGGUUGCUCUAAUGGCCUCUCCUCCACUUCCAAUUUUGUCGCAGCGUCAGCUUAGCUGCUGUACAAGUGUAACAGGUAUGUUUUUGGGAUUGCCCCUGCAUGCGCUGUAUCUGAUCGGAUGGCUGUGCGAGCCAUAUUUGGUAAAUCCAAGCAGGAUGAUUGAGCUUGGUGUGAGUUCUAGUGGCUAAACCUGGCCCUUUACUACCUGGCUUGUGUGCUAUACUUGGAUUUGGUUUGUAGGAGAUGUAUGUUUUGUUUGUAAUUGGUCAAGCAAAUUAAAUAUCAGGGGUUUGU
Molecule: messenger RNA, 6765 nt
Organism: Closterium sp. NIES-67
Lineage: Eukaryota; Viridiplantae; Streptophyta; Zygnematophyceae; Desmidiales; Closteriaceae
Source: the annotation of a GenBank genome assembly